GUCGCACUACGAAAUAUUUCUGUAAUGAAGGGUAUCUUAAUGCGGAUUGCAAUAAUUACAACGUGAGUAGUGGAGUUGGAAGGAAAUGCAAUUUUGACGGAGAAUGGGAACAUGGUGCUAUGUUAAACUGCAAGAGAAUAUGCCCAAAGCUUGGUAAUUAGCUAAACGUGUUUACUGAUUUUGAGUUUUUACUGCUUUUGAACUACUUUAUUAGAGGGUAUUAACCAGCGCUACACAUUACUGACAGUCUUUGUUUUGUCUGGCAUCUUAUACGUAGCCUUACCCUACAGGUUACAACCAUAAAACAGCUAUUCUGAAAUUGUUAAGAAUAUUUCCUUUAUUUUUUAAUAUAUUUCUUUAUUUCAAAGAUUGUUUGCGUAUUCCUAACUGCGAAAAUCUGAUUACAGUGGUACUAGAAAAUACAUGCAUGCAGAAACCCUUCGCCUUGCUGACAAAACCAUUGUAUUUUCCAAAUGUGAAGUAUUUAAAGUAGUUGUUAUGGUAACACGAUAAUUUUUUAAGAAUAUCUUUGCAAACGAAAAUCCCCCAAAGUAUCACUUUUAAUUACAAAAUUAUCAAUUUCCCAAACAUAUAUAUGUUAGGUAUGUUAUUAGUAUAUAGGUAAUAGCAUGGUUUCGAGUGCAGUUUGGAUAUAACAUGCACGAGUGAGUUUUUUAAAGACCUCAAAAUAGCACGAGUCGGAAGGACGAGUGCUAUUUGAGGUCUUUGAAAAACUCACGAGUGCAUGUUGAUCCAAAUUUCACGAGAAACCAUGCUAUUACUUAUUAAUAAUUUACAUAAUAAUUUUCGAGACAAUUGUAGUUUUAACUUACGCAUUUAUCGCGAACAUUCCACUGGCAAAGUUUUCCUGCCUUUGUUAUAUCACAUUAUACAACGCUAACAGCUUGAAAAUUCCACUCAACUAUGUAAUUUUUGUUAGUCUUGUUUAAGGUAAAUGCUUUUUCAUUUAAAAAUAAAGAUAAAAGCCAUAUUUUCCACACCAAGGCAGCUUUUAGCGCGGCGCCAUGUUUGUUUUGUUUUGAAGCAAUCUGUGACCGUUACUUCUUUAAAUUAAACUAAAUUGCUUUAAACUGAUUGGUUGAUUUAAUCAUCACAAUGUUUUUCCACCAAUCAGAUCAGUUUGCUACUGAUUUUUGCAGUGUGAUUACAGAAAAUCGCACUGUGAUUACAGGAAAUUGCACUUCUGUUCGGGAUUAACUGCACUGAAAUCAACCAAUCACAGUCGAGUGAUAUCUUUAUGUAUACUAUUAUACGUUAUAUAAGCUUCAAUUUAAGGUAAAAUUCGACCACAAACGCUUUGAAAAACGUUUUAAAGUGUUCUUUUAAUAUAAAACUAAACUGCGUUUAUCGAUAAACUUUGAGUUCGAAAUAAAAUUAUUCCAAAUUCUCGCAUGCAAGUAACUUUGCUUAUUAUAAUAAAAAGAGUAACCAAUAAAGAAACACUGAAAUAAUAUGAUGCCUCGUUUCAUAUUUGUACGCAACUAUCAGCUUUUAAAGUAAUUACAGAUAAUACAGCGCAUAGAAAGCAAACAAUGCAUCAAUAUUUAAAACAAACUUACCUUCGUUAACGUCAGCGCCUUUAAUCCCUUCAUUUAGCAAUUCUUUCGCCUUUAUUUUAUCAAAAAGCUUUUGAAAUUUACAAAAUCUUGCAAAAAUGAAAUAUAGUUGCAAGAAAUCUGAAAUCAUCAAAAAUCAAGAAAUGUUUGCUAUUUUGCAGUCGUCAUGCAGUCGUUAUAAUGCAAAUUUUAAAUUGGACCAAUCAGUGUUGGCUAUUCAUGACAGUCCGCUAUAUUAUUAGAUCAGUGAGGAUGACCACCUAUGCACAGUGACCCACACCCGCAAUCAUUGAUGAACUCGUUUCACCGGGUGUAAAUAGCAGUGCGGAAUUAGUACCCUCGCACGGCGCUCCGCCCGUUGGCUCGGGGACAAUAACAGCGGCAAGCUAACUGCCGGCUAUAGUCUUAUUUUAAGUCACCGCAAGAGCUAAAACACAUAUACCGUAUACAUGUUUCGCUGAAAAGGCCGGCCAGGACCACAUGAGCCGCGUGUUAAUUAAAGCUCCUGAACAUUUGUGGUAAAUCGUUAAGGUCGUAAACCCACCUUACAGAUCUUUUCUGAAUGCCCAUCAUAAUCUAUUAGAAGCUGCCCAAAUAAUGGGGUCUACUGUACAACGAGACUCGAUUUUAUGUUGAAAGUUUCAGAUAUUGUUCGGAAUAUAGCUUCCUUGCUAUUAAAUAUACGAUAGUACCACGGCAAUGGGGAAUGUUCAGUUUCCUGAAUCAAACCUGCCAAGAAUAGGCAAGCACAAGAUUUGAUUGGGUAUAAUCCGUUUGAAUAAUUGGACAGCUACCUCAUACCAAAUAAAUUAUUGUCUUGUUUAAUAACAUGAACUGAUUAUAAUACAAUGUCGUUGGAGGAGUUUCUGGUAACUUGCGGUACCACUGUUCCUUAAUAAAGUCAUAAGAAUUGCGGUUAUAGGAUAAGACUUAGGAUUAAUUAAUAAGUGUUAUGCUUAAGAUAAUGAUUAAAGUUAGGGUUAAGCUGGGGAUAUGGUUUUCAAAUAUAUAGCGUUUACCCCAACUAAUGUGAUUUUUAAUUACUGUAGAUGAGAUAUUUGAACCACAUCGCGCGUUAGAUUGGAACUAUUCUGCCAGUUUCUACUUUACUAAAACUCCGUUCGAUGGAAUGUCUGUUCAAUUUGUGUGCAAUGAUACUUCGUGGGAAUUGAUUGGUCCUGAAACAAUAGCGUGCAAUUCAUCUGGUAACUACUCUGUCGAACCUCCAACUUGUAAGAAACGACCAGUCGUAGAGAACACAA
This is a messenger RNA of Paramuricea clavata, 2839 nucleotides long. NCBI's taxonomy places the organism in Eukaryota, Metazoa, Cnidaria, Anthozoa, Malacalcyonacea, Plexauridae. The record is from the annotation of a GenBank genome assembly.